Messenger RNA from Nerophis ophidion (straightnose pipefish), 1255 nucleotides. RefSeq names its product zinc finger protein 32-like. Gene Ontology annotation, molecular function: DNA-binding transcription activator activity, RNA polymerase II-specific; RNA polymerase II cis-regulatory region sequence-specific DNA binding. NCBI's taxonomy places the organism in Eukaryota, Metazoa, Chordata, Actinopteri, Syngnathiformes, Syngnathidae. The transcript has 2 exons. Gene Ontology annotation, biological process: regulation of transcription by RNA polymerase II. Gene Ontology annotation, cellular component: nucleus. Bases 98 to 1198 code for a protein of 366 amino acids. The record is from RefSeq and is a predicted model, not a curated record.
CAGGCGUCGCUGCGGCGCCGGACGCGCUCCUCGGCCGAGGCGGAACUGCGGCGGCGUGCAGCGUCUCAUCUGCGCACGAAGCCGCCUCUGAGCUCCGAUGUGCGCCGUCGGGCGUCUGCGGGCGUCGGUGCGCCAACGCCUGAGCGCCGCGGCGGAGGACUUCCUGCUGAGGCUGCAGGCAGAAGACGAAGGAGACGCCUGGCGACUUCCGCGGCUCAGGGCGCUGCUCAGCGAGCGGCUGGCGGCGGCCGCGGACGACAUCGUGGCGCUGCUGGAGGGAGGAGGCGGCGGCGGCGUGCGGGCGGACUGCGAGCCUCGCGGCCGGGGGACGACGCACAGUCCGCCGCAGUCAGAGCGUGAACAGGAAGUGCAGCAGGUCAUUGUGGGAAAAGAGGAAGAGGAGGAGUCUGCGCACAUCAAAGAGGAAGAGGACGACGUUGCCAUGGUUUCCGUGAAGAGCGAGGAGGACGGAGAGGAUGAGGCUCAGUCUCCCGCCGACCUCCAGAGCGACGGCAGCGACGAAGAGUGGAUCCGCUCAGACGCCGCCGCCGCCCCCGCCCCGGAGACGAGUCCCGGAGCGGCCGGUGGCGGAGGGGGCGGGGCAUCCACCACCUGCUCCGAGUGCGGCAAAAGCUUCCUGAACGCCCUUCGCCUGAAAAGACACAAGAAGACGCACUCGGGAGAGAAACCCUACGUGUGCUCGGUGUGCGGGAAAAGCUCCCGGCAGAAAGGCGACCUGGUCAAGCACAUGCGCACGCACACGGGGGAGAAACCCUUCCGCUGUUCGGUGUGCGGCAGCAGCUUCAUCCACGGCCAGGCGCUGGCGCAGCACGCCAGGACGCACACGCAGGAGAAACCCUUCAGCUGCUCCGUGUGCGGCGAGACCUUCGCCCGCAAGGACUACCUGAAGACGCACACGCGCCGGCACACGGGGGAGAAACCCUUCUCCUGUCCCUUCUGCGCCAAGAGCUUCCGCCAGCGCGUGAACAUGACGUCGCACGUGCGCGUGCACACGGGCCACAAGCCGUACGCCUGCUCCGUCUGCGACAAGAGCUUCUCCGUCAAAGGCAACGUGCGGAUCCACAUGAGGACGCACACGGGGGAGAAACCCUUCAGCUGCGCCGUGUGCGACAAGGGCUUCACUCAGAAGGUCAACCUGCUGAGCCACAAGUGUGCCGGCGGACCGAUGAGCUGCUAGAACUUUCCUCUGGAUGAAGCAUGUGCAAUAAUAAAAAAUACUAAAACCAAAGCAAAA